Molecule: messenger RNA, 484 nt
Organism: Argiope bruennichi
Lineage: Eukaryota; Metazoa; Arthropoda; Arachnida; Araneae; Araneidae
Product: apoptosis-linked gene 2-interacting protein X 1-like
Exons: 2
Coding region: 94-390 (98 amino acids)
Source: RefSeq, a predicted model, not a curated record
ACUGAACCCAACUCAGAGCAGACCACAUUCGAAUCUCAAAUUCUUCUUAUCUUUGUUUUCCUUGAGGAAAAGUGAUACUUUGCUCUUAUCACCAUGAAGGUCCUAAUCGUCAUCUGCGUUCUCUUCGUCGCCGUCCAGGCCAACCCUCAAUUCAGGGCCUUGAGAGCCCGUGCUUCUGGUCUUGGAGGCGGAUCUGCACCCCAGGCAGCUGGUGGCUUUGGAGCCCAACCUGCCGCAGCUCCCCAACCUCAAAUGUUCCAGCCUCAAGCCCAGCCCCAGUUUGCCGCUUCCACCAACUUUGGAAGACCUUUGCAAAACCAGCAGCCUCAGUACCAACAGUAUCAACAGUUCCAACCUCAGCCACAGUACGGACGCUUCCCUCAACCCUAAGGCUGCUCUACUAAACUUACUUUUGUUUUAAAGCAAUUUUCAAAUAUUCUUUUAAUAUAAAUGGAAUUGCAAUAAAAGUAUUUAAGCAUUUUUA